AUGGCCAACUUCGCCCGACAAUACUCAUCCGCCUCCCCAGUGCUUGCAAUUCCACCACAGCCGUACUAUCAGACACAGCUAUCUGCAGGCACUUUUGGGCGGCACAAUUCGUCACCAAUGUCACUCAGCGCUGCCCAGUCGGCUCUAAUUGCCCCAGUACGAUCUACGGGACGGAAACGGUCUCGCGACGAGGCAUCGAUAAACCUAGAACCAGAUUUGCUGGACGUAGUGACCCAAGAUUCUCAGGAACACUGGGUAAACGGCCAAGGCAUGAUAUUGAGCAAAGCUGGCAAAGGUUGUGUCGCCGAUGCUUCUACCCAAUCUACCUUGUGGUUAGAAGACAAGAAUGAGCAAGAACACCAACCGAGGUACCAAAACGAAGCCAGCCAACCUCAAGUUCGAAGCCACAAGUCACAACGCCUAGAUCAAAAUUUAUCUCAUGCAACGCGCCCAAAAACAUCCAUCUCACCAUCUUCCUCGAAUUCUUGUCACAAAGGAUCUGCUGGCAAUGAUUUUUUGAGGAUCGACAAAUUUACCAUCCAUCUUGGUAUCGGCUGGAGAAAACUAAGUAGUGAGGAACAUAUUCAAGCUGCCGCACGGGGCUGGGCCAGGUUUAUCGAAAACAACUUUGCCUUGUCGAAAGUCAUUAUAUGUUUAGAGAGCAAAGGCCUCCAAUCCUAUCUCGUCGAGGCAUCCGAUGGCUACUACCUGUUCACUGAAAAUCUGCGUCAUGGCCGAUUGGUUAGCCGAACGGCUGAAGGAGCACUCCAAAACUUGCAGUUGUCUCCACCGAACUUUGAGGGCCCAGAGCUUGGUUUAAUGGCAGGAGGCGACCGGCAGAGCAAUGCCCUCACAGACUCGGCUAUGGUAAUAGAUUAG
Molecule: messenger RNA, 879 nt
Organism: Metarhizium album ARSEF 1941
Lineage: Eukaryota; Fungi; Ascomycota; Sordariomycetes; Hypocreales; Clavicipitaceae
Exons: 1
Coding region: 1-879 (292 amino acids)
Source: RefSeq, a predicted model, not a curated record